GUCUGGCGACCCGUCGCCAUUAGUGCAAGCUCGUCGUAACGGAAAUAUUUUUUUGAUCAAAAUCUUUAAACUGACUCGUUUUCCAGCCGUUGGAGAACAUUUAAGGCCUUGUUAAGGGCAUAUUGUUUUCCUUAACGAGAAAAAAACUUAAAUUUAGGGGUCUUGGCCCCUCGUGGCGAGCUUUCGUCCUCUUUUGCAACAGCCUCCAUAACUUGAGACGCCGAGAUCGUGUCUCUUAUUUUUUCUCGGGUUUGUUUUGUUGUCAAGAUGUCGCCGUGAUGGGGUCUCCGCGUUUGACAGAAAUGAAUCAGGGCCUUCGUCGCCUGACCCGCACUCACUGCAGCCCGCUUUCCUCCGUUUUUCUGUUUGAUGCUAGAGAGCUCGGCAGCUCUCUGCCCGGAGCUCGUCCUCACCACCGCUCACUGCACGGAAACAAACAUGGAGAAAAACCCCAACAGCAGCACCAGCACCAAGGUUCCGCCCCGUUCCAGCUCCACAGGCCCACCACCGGGCGAAUCUAAACCCAAAACAGAAGGUAAAAAUAAUGGAGGCUCCAAGCGCUACAGCCGCAAGCGUGAGCCUUCCUUUCCUAAAGCUGAGGGUUUCCAAGGCCCUCGCCGCACCAAUUCACAGAAAAGCAAGAAUUUUGACAAGAGACCCCCUCAGAGAGGCGGAGGACGACAGUAUGGAGUUACAGGUGGAGGACGACGUGAGGAGGUAGCAGAGACGCGCCGGGCCGAGUUUAGCCCGGCUCAGUUUGCUGGACCGAAAAAAAUAAGUCUGAACCACCUGCUGAACUUCACCUUUGAACCCCGUGGAGGUAAUGGUGGCGUCGGAGAUGGAGGCCACUCCUGUUGGGGCCGCCGAAACAAAUGGGGCCACAAGCACAAGCCCUUCAACAAGGAGCUUUUUCUGCAGGCCAAUUGCCAGUUUGUUGUGACUGAUGACCAGGACUACAAGGCUCACUUCACUGAUCCAGACACUCUGGUCAACUGGGACUGUGUGCAGCAAGUGCGCAUUUACAGCCAUGAGGUGCCGUCUUGCCCCAUCUGCCUCUAUGCUCCUCUGGCAGCACGCAUCACUCGUUGUGGGCACAUCUUCUGCUGGCCAUGCAUGCUGCACUACCUCUCUCUCAGUGACAAGAGCUGGUCCAAGUGCCCCAUCUGCUAUGAGGCUGUGCACACCGCUGACCUGAAGAGUGUGGUUGCUAUGGAAACCAGGCAGUAUGCAGUAGGUGAUGUAAUCACCAUGCGCCUGAUGCGGAGGGAAAAGGGGGCUCUGGUGGCGAUGCCUAGCUCUCAGUGGGUGAAGGUGGAGGAGCCUGUGCGCUUUGGAGAUGCGUGUCUUAGCCCGUACUCCAAGCUGCUGCUGACCUCCCCGGCCCAGGGCCUCAGCCUGGUGGCAGAGGAAAAGGCUGCCCUGCAGGCUCAGCUUGGACUGGAAGAGGACGCCCAGGGCUGUUUCAUCCAGAGCGCUCUUUGUCUUUUGCAGGAGCGAGAGGAAAUGCUGCUGAAGCAGGUGAAGGCAAAUGCAGCAGACAGCUUUGAAUUGUCCUCUCUGACUCUGGAAGAUCCUCCUUCCCCUGUGGAGGAAGUGGUGACUAACGUCACCAGUGCCAAGCCUGUGCUGCAGUACUCCUCUGCAUUUGAUGAUGAGGUGGCAGAGCCCACAGAGGAGCUGCCAGGGUUACCUGGAGGUGUUCUGGAGAGUGUGCUGGAAGAGCCUCCUGAGGCUGUAAUGGAUGCACCCCCAGAGCCCCAGCUUGAUGAGGAGAACCCAGCCGACCAGGCACUGCCAGGACGUCCCUCAGCCAGUGUGGUGCAUGGACCCUACUACUAUUUCUACCAAGCUGAGGACUGCCAACAGAUGUUCCUGCAUCCUGUGAAUGUACGCUGUCUGCUGCGUGAAUACGGCAGCUUGGAGGCCAGUCCUGACUCCAUCACAGCCACAGUAGUGGAGAUAGUUGGACACACAGUCACUGAGGAGAUCCGUCGUCGGCAUCGCUAUCUGGCUCAUCUGCCACUCACCUGUGAGUUCAGUAUUUGUGAGUUAGCCCUACAGCCCCCUGUCCUCUCCAAAGAAACUCUGGACACAUUUGCAGAUGACUUGGAGAAAAGAAAGCGCCUGAGGCAGAAGAAAGCGAGGGAUGAGAAGCGCAGAGAGAAGCGAAUUGAAAUCGAGGAGAACAAGAAGCAGGGUAAAUAUCCUGAGGUGCAUAUUGGAUUAGAGAACCUUCAGCACUUCCCAGCAUUUGGCUCUCCACCUCACAACAGCAGCCCCCCGAUCCAACCCGACUUCACAUUUGCCCCUCCUUCACCUCUCAGCAGCAGCCCAUCCUCUGAUGGGAUGAGAUUCCCGAGUCUGAAUGGGCAAAGCCCUUCACCCGUUGUGGGUAGUGUGGAGGACGACUCCCACUGCAUGUCCUUUGCACAGAUGCUAAGAGAUGGGAAAGCCAGAGUUGAUGCUGGGCCCAGGAUCACUCCAAAGAAAGAUAAGCUCCUAGCUCCCCCAGCAGCAGACAGUGAUGGAGAGAGUGAUGGGUCGGACCGUGUCCCGGUGCCCAGCUUCCAGAACUCCUUCAGCCAGGCCAUUGAAAAGGCACUUCUGGAGCUGGACAAUGGUUCAGCUUCUCCUCCACAACCUGUGGUUGACCCAGAUGAGAAAGGAGGCAAGAAGAAGAAGAAAAAGCAGAAACUUUUGUUCAGCACAUCCAUGGUUCACACAAAGUAGACAACACUGAAGUUCAUUUAAUCAUAUCAUUUCUUGAGUUGAUCUUCCCACUGCUUGUGUUUUUACUUCCAUGCAGAUCUUUCUUGGACUUACAAGCUAUGGAAAUAGGUUUUAGCAUGUAGCCAAAGUUCAUGCUGCUUAAGUCAUUGUUCCAUUGGCUUGAUUCAUUGUUUGGGUGUCAUGCCAUUAGUUUAAUUUUUUUGUACAACUUGGUCAAAGCUUUGCAGCAACCACCUGCCACACUGAAAGCCAUAUGGGGAACAUUUAGUUCAGAUGCUAUGUAAAGCAAGGAAUAGAACAAGCUGCUGGCUCUCAUACUAUGUUUGCUUCAGGCUUUUCAUGGAUUCCAGAUGCCUGGCUUGCAUCACAGUGGUUGCUACAUGAUGUCCAACUUUCCUCAAAUUGACCUUGAGCAUUGCAUCUGGGACCCAUGAGUAAUAAGGAUAAGAUAAUUCGAGGGUGCUUUAUAUUACAGUAGCAGUCAGCCAGCUGCAGGUACGUUGCACCUUUGAAUCUUUCCAGGAUACUCAACGCACAAACAUUAUAACUCUGGAACGUUGUGUUACAGCAAAAAAACACUUUUUUUUUCUCACAGG
Molecule: messenger RNA, 3326 nt
Organism: Seriola dumerili (greater amberjack)
Lineage: Eukaryota; Metazoa; Chordata; Actinopteri; Carangiformes; Carangidae
Gene: rnf10
Product: ring finger protein 10
Exons: 17
Coding region: 370-2730 (786 amino acids)
Biological process (GO): positive regulation of myelination; positive regulation of transcription by RNA polymerase II
Molecular function (GO): transcription cis-regulatory region binding; metal ion binding
Source: RefSeq, a predicted model, not a curated record